AUGGCGGCUGGCUAUCCCCUCUCUGACCUUGCGUCGCUCAGGGCGCAGUUUGUGGGCAGGAAACUGACUGAGCUGCCCUCGCCGUCCAUCAUCCUCGACCGCAGCCUGGUCGAGAAAAACUGCGCGGCCAUGCUGCAGAUAUGCUCAAGGCUCGGUCUGGGGUUCAGGGCGCAUGUCAAGAGCCACAAGACGCUGGAGCUAGCUCGCCUGAUGGUCGGCGAUGGGCUGCAGGGCGUGCACGGGCGGGGUGCACAGUUCAUCGUGAGCACGGUUGCAGAGGCGGAGAAUCUGGCGCCGUAUGUGCAGCAGUGUCAGGAGCAGGGGCGGGAGGCUAGCGUAUGUCACGCGUUCAUGUUCAAUGCGGUGUGCUCUGCUGAUGAUGAUGAGGGGUAG
This is a messenger RNA of Ascochyta rabiei, 393 nucleotides long. RefSeq names its product D-serine ammonia-lyase. The transcript has a single exon. Lineage: Eukaryota; Fungi; Ascomycota; Dothideomycetes; Pleosporales; Didymellaceae. The record is from RefSeq and is a predicted model, not a curated record. The coding region runs from base 1 to 393 and encodes 130 amino acids. Gene Ontology annotation, biological process: D-serine catabolic process. Gene Ontology annotation, molecular function: D-serine ammonia-lyase activity.